AUGGAUGAAGAAAAUCAGCCUCAUAAAUUUGUAUUAAUUAAUGGAUUGGAAAUUGCUGCGGAAAUUAAAGAGGAAAUUAAAAGAGAUAUUGAAAGAAUUGUUGAAAAACAAAAAGGUGGACAAGUGAGAAGACCAGGAUUGGCCGUGGUUAUGGUGGGAUCGAGAAAGGAUUCAUUGACCUAUGUACAGAGAAAGCAGGAAGCGUGUGCCGAGCUGGGAAUUGAAAGUUUUAAAACACAUUUUGAAGAUGAUCAAUCAGUUACUGAUGAGGAUGUGAUUAAAACUAUUCAACAGUACAAUGCUGAUGAUAGAGUGCACGGAAUACUUGUGCAAUUACCACUUCCAUCACAUUUGAAUGAGGAAAAGAUUUUGGAAAGUAUUUCUCCAGCUAAAGAUGUAGAUGGUUUGACACAAUUUAGUUUUGGAUUAAUUUCAAUGAAGGGAAGAAAAUUAGUUGAUGGUAUCAAUUUUGUUCCUUGCACACCACUUGGAAUAAUGGAAAUGAUUAGAAGAACUGCCCAAAAAUUGAACAUGAAUUUGGAAGGGUUAGAUUCUGUGGUUGUUGGAGCUUCGAAUAUUGUUGGUAUUCCAACAGCUUUGGUACUAUUGAAUCAACUUCAGACCUCUGUACAGCUGCUUCACAUCAAAUCACAAAACAUUCCAGAAAAGAUUUCCAAGGCUGACAUUCUGGUAGUAUGUUGUGGAUGUGCUGAAAUCAUUAAACCUGAAUGGAUCAAAAAGGGAGCUAUUGUAAUUGAUGUAGGAUUGACACCAGUUGAAGACAAGACACAAGAACGAGGAUUCAGAUUGGUAGGUGAUGUUCUCUUUGAUGAUAAUCUCAAAAAGAGAGCAAGUGCUGCUACACCAGUUCCUGGAGGCGUAGGACCAGUCACUAUUGCAUCACUGAUGAAGAAUACCUAUCACAGUUUCUUAAGCAAAAACCCAGAUUUACACUUGUAA
Molecule: messenger RNA, 960 nt
Organism: Naegleria gruberi
Lineage: Eukaryota; Heterolobosea; Eutetramitea; Acrasida; Naegleriidae
Exons: 2
Coding region: 1-960 (319 amino acids)
Biological process (GO): tetrahydrofolate interconversion
Cellular component (GO): cytosol
Molecular function (GO): methenyltetrahydrofolate cyclohydrolase activity; methylenetetrahydrofolate dehydrogenase (NADP+) activity
Source: RefSeq, a predicted model, not a curated record